This is a messenger RNA of Caenorhabditis angaria, 1622 nucleotides long. The record is from the annotation of a GenBank genome assembly. Lineage: Eukaryota; Metazoa; Nematoda; Chromadorea; Rhabditida; Rhabditidae.
AUGAUGAAAAGUAAAAGCUUGCUAUUUUUUGUGGUUAUUUUUCUGAUUUUUGUGGUAGAAGCCAAGAAAAGUUGCCGGAAGAAAGAUGAGACCAGAAAAGCCAGGGUGAGUUGAUUUGAAAUGUGCGCCUGGGGGUUUUAGAGCUGGACUGGUGUUCGAUGAACACCAACACUUCACUUACGGUCACCGUAGAUCAAAAUUUGGAGCAUUUCCGAAUUUUUUACUUACAGUAACUCAAAAAGCUUAAUUUUUAUAGCUGAAAAUUUUUUUGCCCUAUUUUUCGGGCAUCCCGAUUUUUCCCCUAACUUCAAAAGUAUGAUUUUCUCAAAUAGCUCAAAAUAUUGACACACUCUAUCAUAAGGUUAUUAGUACUCAAGUGUCAAAACAAACUAGUUCCCGAAAAUCCAAAAAAAAAUAAACAAAAUGUUUUUUUGCAGGCGUUCGCAGUGAAAUCUGGAAAUGCAAUCGAUGCUGUGGAAUUUGAAGAUCGGGUUUUGAGAAAACCAGUGCAGAAAAUCUAUUUUUGGCCGAGUUUAAAUGAAUUUGAGAAAAAUGUUUUGAGAGACGCGUUUUUUCAAAUUGGAAGAAGAACUUGUUUGAAAUUUGAAGAACAAGCUUAUAAACCAUGGUAUCAUGCGGAUAGAUGGGAUAGUAAUUCACCGCAUGUUUUGAUUAGGAAAUCUGGAAAAUUUGCAGGUAUAGAAUUUAGAAGAGUUUUUUAACGAGAAUCUUGAGUGCUACUUUUCUCACAGAAGAGAAACGCUUCUAAAAAAUAAAAUUUUUGAAACAAUUUGAGAAAUUUGAACCUGAUAUUCCACUUAAAAAUGUGAACCUGCAAACUUUCUUUAAACAACAAACCCCAAAUCCAAUUAUUUUCCAGCCUACUCUGAUGCAAUUGUCGAAGGUCUAAUUGAUCGAACAAUUUUAUAUAUCGCUCAAGAUUCUUUCAUUCAAUCAAAUUUCAAUCAAUCGAGAGGAAUUGUUAUGGAUCAAUUGGUUAGAUUUAUGGGUAAGACCAACUUUUUUCUGAAAUUUUCAAAUAAAAAUUUUUUUUAGGUCUUCAGAGAGAACUCUAUCGUCCAGAUGCUGUCUCGUAUGUUCAGGCAAAAACGUGAGUUGGAAAUGAAAAGCUCAUGCCACAACUUCAGGUUUUUUUUUACAGCGGAGGAAUUCCAAAUCUCGGAUCACCUGACUACAAUCCAAUUCAAUUAUCUUGGCCAUUUGAUCCGGAAUCGAUUACAGUACCACUUUGGGCAAGGGAUAAAUUUAGGCUAACUCCGUAUUGUCCAGCGAGAAAUGAUGCAGAUAUUGGAGCUGGGCAAAGAGUUGGAUUAUUGACAAAGUAAGACAGAAAUUGGUUUUUUGGAAUGGUUACUGUAGAUUUUAUUUUUGAAUUUUAUUCAAAUUUUCGAAUGAGCUGUUCAAUGUAUUGUUUCAGAUGGGACACAAUCAAACUAAACAGCAUGUUCUGUCCAGAUCGGGUAAAUGAUGCAGAUGCUUCUCGUGGCCCUUGCAUUGUUCCUCGAUCAAAAGAUUUGGACAGUUUCCGAAAACGAUUAUGGGCUUAUAAACGACUUUUAGCCAAGAACACGAAAAAAGCAAAGAAAUCUAGAAAAUCAUAA